This is a messenger RNA of Phaedon cochleariae (mustard beetle), 1301 nucleotides long. The record is from the annotation of a GenBank genome assembly. NCBI's taxonomy places the organism in Eukaryota, Metazoa, Arthropoda, Insecta, Coleoptera, Chrysomelidae.
AUGAGUGAAACAUCUUCCGAUCCUCCAGAAAAACCGUCCGAGUGUCCAACUGAAGGAAAUGAAGAUGUGUAUAGAGCUACUUCUGAUGACGUGCAACCGUCUCAUUUCGACAUAGAAAAUAUGAAAAUUUUGUUUGUACAAGACAAUACAAAUUUUGAUCCUCCUGAUGAAGGCAAGAAACUAGAUGAUGCAAUGCAAACUGUAGAAAUUCCACAAGAUUUUGAUCAUAUUCUCCAGAUACCAGAUGGGGAAGAUAAAAAACGAACAGAAAACGGAAAGCUGAUCAAAACCAAACCACUUCUGUUUUUAACUUUCGACUUGCAAAAUACCUUUGCCCUACCUAAAGCCUACAUUGGUCACUAUUAUUAUAAGCAGAAGUUGAGUUGUUAUAAUUUGACAGGAUAUUGUAGUCUCAACAACACAGUUUACAAUGCUAUUCGGCACGAGUACAUUUGUGGAAGAGCUAGAACGCACAUUGCCAAUGCAAUAGUGAAAAUUUUGAAAGCUGUGAUAUGUGAUAAUCUCAACUUGAAAAAAGUCAUCCUAUGGUCUGACAGUUGUGUGCCGCAAAAUCGUAAUUCGAUUUUUCCAUUUGCUAUGCAAAAUUUUCUCAACUCUGAAGAUUCGGGAAAUUUGGAAUUGAUAGAACACAAGUACAGUGAGCCAGGCCAUGGAAAUCUCCAAGGAAUAGAUUGUGCUCACAGCUGUAUCGAGCGUUUCAUAAAACAUUUGGAAAUUUGGUCACCUCUAACACUAAUUAGAAUACUGAUUCACAUGCCUACAACAUGGAGAAAAAAAUUCAAAGUUAUGCAAAUGCAACUUUCGAAUUAUAUGGAUUAUCAAAAGAGCUCGUCUCUACUCAACUACCAAGUACUACCCUAUUCUAAAGUUAAACGUAUAGUUUACGACAAAAACUCCAUCAUGAAUAUAAAAUUCAGUGAAUCAUUCGAGGGAAAUUUGAAGAAGAUUAAAGUUAUACCAAAAAAGAAUACAAGAAGGGAUCGAAUCACAACCGAAAACACAAUGUUAACAGUCAAUCGAUUAACAGACCUUAAUAUUGGUUUGACAGAAGAAAAAAAGAAAGCAAUAACAGAAAUGUUACUUCGGAUGCCUGAGAUAGAACGUGAGUUUUAUCAUGCCAUAUUAUCAAAGCCUGCCAAGAAGAAGGAAAUGAAGAAAAGAAAAAUAAUGCAUCCCAAGAUAGAAAAGUUUUCCUAUUUCCCAUUUCAUUUUGUUUUCCUCAUUAGAGCUGCAAUGGAUUUGAAUUGAUUGUGCCUGAAUAAAAGUUACAUAAAGAUGAA